This is a messenger RNA of Hemicordylus capensis (graceful crag lizard), 3752 nucleotides long. RefSeq names its product BUB1 mitotic checkpoint serine/threonine kinase B (gene BUB1B). Gene Ontology annotation, molecular function: protein kinase activity; ATP binding. The record is from RefSeq and is a predicted model, not a curated record. The transcript has 23 exons. NCBI's taxonomy places the organism in Eukaryota, Metazoa, Chordata, Lepidosauria, Squamata, Cordylidae. Gene Ontology annotation, biological process: mitotic spindle assembly checkpoint signaling; protein phosphorylation; meiotic sister chromatid cohesion, centromeric. Bases 210 to 3395 code for a protein of 1061 amino acids.
CCCACAGUCCAAUUGGAGGGGCGUUGAGUGUUAGGAAGUGGCUGGCCAAUGAGGUCGAAUAAAGAUCUGCGGCGGUUAGAUUUGAAUAUGGACGGUGGAGAAGAAGGUGAUUGAACAGAACCGGGAGUUUUGGAUUCCGGGUGAAUAAUUGCGAGUCUACAGUCUUGGGGUGACGUAGCCACGCAUUGCUGCUGGUGCUACAAAGAACCAUGUCUGCGGAUGGGAAUGAGUGGGAGCUGAGCAAGGAGAAUGUGCAACCUCUAAGACAAGGAAGAGUCAUGGCUACCUUGCAGGAAGCUCUAGCACAGCAGGACGUUUCCAGCCACGCUGCCAUCCAGCAGCAAAAACGGGAAUUUGAAUCUGAAAUUCGCUUUUACUCUGGUGAUGACCCACUGGAUGUCUGGGACAGGUAUAUCAAAUGGACAGAGCAAACCUUUCCACGAGGUGGUAAAGAGAGCAACCUCACUGCUGUGCUGGAGAGAGCUGUUAAAGCCCUACAUGAGCAGCACAGAUAUUACCAAGACCCCCGCUACCUCAGCCUCUGGCUUAAAUUUGGGAACUGCUGCACUGAGCCUCUGGAUGUGUACAGCUAUCUACACAGCCAGGAGAUUGGCAUCUCACUGGCACAACUCUACAUCACAUGGGCAGAGGAACUUGAGGCUAGAGGAAACUACAAGAAAGCUGACUCCAUAUUCCAGGAUGGGCUUCUGUGCAAAGCGGAGCCACUGGAUAAACUACUGACUCAUCACAGGCAAUUCCAGGCACGUGUGUCUCGACGGGCAUUAAAAGAGCUAGAGGAAGACUGUGAUGUUGAAGAGGAGUUGGGAUUUCCUGCUUCUGAAUCCCAAAGAGCCACACUGGCAGAACUGAAAGGAAGGGGAAAGAAAACAGUGAAAGCUCCAGUCAAUCGUGUAGGAAGUGCUGUGAAGUUCCCACAUCAAGGGCAGAGACUCCAGAAUCCAGGACUUCGCCAAGUGUCAAAUUGCCCAAGCUUUGCUGUAUUUAAUGAAAAUAGAGCUGUGGCUUCUAGAGCUGAGCCUCCAGCACUUGUACCUCAGCCAUGGGCUGCACCUCCAGCAGUAAAGGCCAAGGAGAAUGAGAUACAGGCAGGCCCUUGGAACCUUGGCAGGCGUUCUCAAAACAAUGUAAACACUAGUACUGUGGCUCCUGCUGUAGUUCCCAAUUUCACUCCAUAUGUUGAAGAGUCUGCCCAGCAACAAGUCAUGACUCCCUGUAAAAUAGAGUCUAGCAUAAAUUGUGUGUUAAGUGCCCGAAAGCCUGUCAAGGAGGAGGAUCCACUGCAUCGUGUGCAAAGCCUUCAGCAAGAUGUUCAGGAAAAAGAACAGUCAAUGUACUGUAAAGAAAAAGUGUAUGCUGGAGUGGAGGAGUUUUCCUUGGAGGAGAUCAGAGCUGAAAUCUACAGAAAGAAAAUAAGAAAAGAAAGGGAAGAAGAAUUACAGGCUAUAGCACAGAAGAAAGCUGAGUUACAAAAGAAGAUUGAUGAGAUGGAAAGGAUGGUGAAAGAGCAGCAAGCUAGCCAUGAGAAGAAGUCAUAUACACAGUUACUACAGCAAACAGAGGAACAAAAGUCUGACACAGCAGAGGUUUUGAAGCCCACUAUAAUCCAAAGACAACUCUCUCUUGCAGAUACUCCAGCAUUUGUUGAAAGAUCUCUUUCAGAUUGUUUUUCCUUGAAAAGCAGACUUGAACUGGAUGAGAAUAUUCAGCACAAAACAUCAAGCUCCAGUGAUUGUGAGAUCCCUUCCACAACUAAUCUUGCUACACCAUUCUCCAUAUAUGAUGAGUCAUUUGCUUUAGAAACUGAGAAUGCCAGUCUCUCUACUGACCCUCCUCCAUCAGUGCGUACCAGACGUCCACUUGCUGUUCGCAAACCUUCAGAAAGUGUUGCUGCCAAGGAAAACAUACCUCCUGAAAACUUGGAUGAGAUGCAUGGAAUUGAACCCUUGAGUGAAGAUCCUAUUGUCACAGGCUCAUAUAAGAACAAAACCCUCCGCCCCAACCCUGAGGAUACUUGUGACUUUGUUAGGGCUGCCUAUCUGGCAUCAACCCCUUUCCAUGGGGUAAUAGAGCAGCUUGAUGGCAGACCAAAGGAAGAGUGUUCUGAAUCUAAGACUCUCUCUCUGAGCCAACAAACAAUUGUUAAUGAGGAUCAGUAUGCUGAGGCCCUCUAUGUGAAAAAACUAAGCCCAAUUAUGGAGACAAGUCUGGAAGAUGUUGGAUCUUCUGCAUCUUCAGGGUCCCCUACACACAUUUCCACCAUUAAGUUUCAGCAAAUCUCAGAGAAGCUGGAGUUGGCUCAGAGUUCCACUGAUGAAAUUGCCAGUGACAUCGAAAACUCAUCCAAUGGCUCUCCUGAUGGAAUGUGGAAUACAAAACAACACAAACAGCUCUUGGAUCCUCUUCCAGAUUUGAUUACAAUGUCUCCCAGCUUUAAAUUGGAUGCUCGGCCUAUGCCUUGGAUAGAAUUAGAAAAAGAAGUUGAUCUAGGAAAUGACACUUACUAUAUCACUCGUGAAUAUUUGAUCAGCAAGGAUGACAAGAUGUUCUUGGCUGUAUCGGCUCACUUUGCAUAUGAGACCUCAAAAGCAUUUUUAGUAAAGGUGCACUCUCAGCCUGUGCCAUGGGAUUUUUACAUCCUGCUGCAACUACAAGAGCGUUUAGAUAUGGAUUUUGAUCAGAGUUUUAGUGAAAACUGUGCUUGUUUCUUAUACCACAAUGGCUGUGUGACUCUACAUAAGGAGCUAAACUGCUUUACUCUCCAGGAUCUGAUCCAGCAUUGUAAAACUAUCCCUCAAGAAGUACUCAUGCUGACUGUUUACCAUCUCCUGGAGGCAGUGGAGAAAUUGCAUAAAGCAGAGAUUGUCCAUGGAAAUCUGCGGCCUCAAACAUUAUUCUUGGGAGACAGAAUCUGUGAUUCCUUUGCCAACGCUGAAACUUCUAGUGCGCUGAAGAUAGUGGAUUUCUCUCACAGUCUAGACCUGAAGCUACAGUCAAGAAUCUAUUCCCUGAAAAGCUUACCUAUAGCUCAGACCCAGAGUGGGCAGCAGAUCCUUGAUGAAAAAUCUCUUCCUUACCAGGUGGACUUGAUUGGCAUUGCAGACACAGUUCAUCUGCUACUGUUUGGGGAACACUUACAAGUUCAUCAGGAAAAAGGCUACUGGAAGACUGACAAAGACUUGUCCCAGUCUGUUGACAGUGAUUUGUGGAGUAAAUUCUUCAAGAGACUCCUGAAUACAAAUGAUAAGUCUACAGUCCCUCUGCUGAGAGAGCUGAGAGAGGAACUGAGUGGCACAUUUGACAGCUCUUUCCCAGAUCGCCUCCGUGAUUCCUUGUCAACACUGGAAGAUAUUUUAAACAUGAAGGAUAUCUUCUGACGUACAGCGAAUAGUCUUCCACAGUUUUCUAGUGCUUUUGCCUCCCUACCCCUAACCCCCAAGGCAAGUUAGAGAUCAUGCUUAAUCUUUUUUCACUGCUCCAUGUAUAAAGAGUUGGAAGUAUUUUCACAAUUAUUUAUUUGUGACUUAUUAAAAGAAUGCUCUUUGACUUAACUACAUGCAAAUUGAUCUAUUCUUUGGCAAGCUUCACUCUAAUGUUAAAUCCUCUUCCUGCUUCUUCAGCUGCUGAAUCACUCACUUUGUGAUACUUUGAGUUCUUUAUCCUUAUGGUGUCCAUCCAUAGCCUAUUCUGUCCACUCCUUUUAAUCACUGUUCAAUAAAACUGUUUUGUAACCA